CGAAAACAAAAGACAGAGCAGAGUGAGAGAGAGAGAGAGAGAGAACUUCUCUCUCUUCCCCCACAUUCCUCCCUCUCUAUUUCUCCUUGCUCCAUCACCACCACCACUAACAACCUCUCCACUUUCCCCUUUUAUGGAUUCACUCAUUCCCAUUUUCCCCUUUAUUGCUUUAUUUAUCUCCUAAGCAAUCUCCCCUUCUUCUUCUUCUUCUUCUUCUUCUUUCCACCUCUCUCUCUCUCUCUGGAAGUAAGUAAAGCAGUGACAGUGCGCGAGCUGUGAAAAGGGCCGGCGUCGUUUGAUUCCUUCUUUCCCUCAGAUCACUGAUCACUGUAGGCCAGAGAGAUAUAAGAGUGUGAGAGAGAGACAGCUCGGAACAGGCAGAAGUGAAGAACCCAUAAUAAUAUGACAACCCGGGGAGACGGUGACCACCGGCAGAGGCAGCUGUCGUCCUCCUCCCACUACCAACAGCGAUACUACUCCUCGUCCUCCUCGGCCUCCCUCAAGGGCUGCUGCUGCUGCCUUUUCCUACUCUUCUCCUUCCUCGCCCUCUUGGUCGUAGCGGUGGUCCUCGUGAUCCUCCUCGCCGUGAAGCCCAAGAAGCCCCAGUUCGACCUGCAGCAGGUCGGGGUGCAGUACAUGGGCAUCAACCAAUCCCCUGCCACCGCCGCCGCGGACUCCACCGUGGCUACGGCUUCGACGCCGACGCCUACGUCGGCGGAGCUGUCGCUGAACAUUCGGAUGCUGUUCCUGGCGGUGAACCCCAACAAGGUGGGGAUCAGGUACGGCGAGUCGAGGUUUACCGUCAUGUACAAGGGGAUCCCACUGGGUAAAGCCUCUGUUCCCGGGUUCUAUCAGGAGGCCCAUAGCCAGAGACAGGUGGUUGCCACGAUUGUGGUGGAUCGGGUGAGCCUGAUGCAGGCCGACGCGGCGGAUUUGAUCAGGGACGCAGCGCUGAACGACCGGGUUGAGCUCCGGGUGCUUGGCGACGUGGGUGCCAGGAUCCGGGUAUUGAAUGUGGACUCCCCCGGUGUUCAGGUAUCAGUCGACUGUGCAAUAGUAAUUAGCCCAAGGAAGCAGUCCCUCACUUACAAGCAAUGUGGAUUCGAUGGUUUGACUGUCUGAAGCAUUAUUCAUACAGCUCUCAUCUCAUCAAAACUUCUGUGUCUGUUAGUUUCCGCUCUCACACUCCUCUCUCUCUCUCUCUCUUUUUUUUUCAAUUGGUGGGUAUUUUCCUCUCCUUUACUCUGCAAAUGGAGAAAUAGAGAGGAGUGAGAAAAAGGGCUUUUUUUCUUGAAAAUAUUGGUUAAAGCAAAGAAGAAGAAGAAGAAGAUCUCCAAUAGCGAGAGAGAGGCUCUCCAAUAUGCUGAUUAUCUGUAAUUUUUUUACCUACAGAAGAAAAAGAGAUGGAUUUGAGUUUAGGAUGAGAUCAGAUCAGACAGACAUUAAUGUGAGCUUCCUUAGUUUUUGCUAAUUCUUAAGCUUUGGUUGCUUUAGUUUGGGGGAGUUAUGGUACUGACUUCAUGUAAGAACUGUGAAAUUAAUGUUAAAGCUUACAUGGAGCCGUACAAUACAACACUAAUGUUUGCUCAA
Molecule: messenger RNA, 1590 nt
Organism: Punica granatum (pomegranate)
Lineage: Eukaryota; Viridiplantae; Streptophyta; Magnoliopsida; Myrtales; Lythraceae
Source: RefSeq, a predicted model, not a curated record